AUAAUGAUGCCUGUAGGUGUCAUCAAUGAAACAAAUGGCGACAAGUGCAAAGUUGAAAUGAAUCAUUUGAACGAAUAAACCGUAAAUUUCAAGGAUUUGUUUCGGAUAGCUAUUAGUCCUACGACGUCUGUUUGUUAUCAAGUAAAAUCAUACAUAUUUUAUACUCCCCGACGAAUGUAAGAGCAGUUUCCUACGGGUUUCUUCUAGAGAUCGAUAAAUUCGGGUCAAACGUCGAACCUUGCGCGCAGGUUCGCCUGUAGUGUGUAUUAUUUCUCCCGUCGAAGAUCUUCGACGUCAAAAGAUGUCCACGUCGGUGACAGCGAAACUUCAAGAUGACAUGAACAGUAUACCAUUGGCAGAUGAUGAUCCUCAGGUGAUUAUUCCUGAGGAAGAAGUUUUGGAUAAUAGCUGCCACAUAUCUGAUGCAUUGGGCAGAGGACGCAGCAUGGAUUCCAUUCCAUCUACAUUCACAAAUGGCAGCUGUAGCCCUAACAGUUUAGAUCCUGAUAUCAGUCCUGAUGAACAAGAAGAGAAGGCAAGAUUGAUAGCUCAAGUGCUUGAACUUCAAAAUACAUUAGAUGAUCUAUCACAGAGAGUAGACAGUGUAAAGGAAGAGAACCUAAAAUUGAGAAGUGAAAACCAAGUACUGAGCCAGUACAUUGAGAACCUGAUGUCAGCAUCCAGUGUUUUUCAAUCUACAAGCCCCAACACCAAGAAAAAGUGAAUUCACGUUGUUAAAGUAGAUAAAGAAAUAUGUUCGAGAAACAGGGAUCUUAAACUAAUGUGAUCUGUAAUCUUCUAUGAAAAGCAUGUACUCAUAUCUAUAAUCAUGACUGCCUUCUUUUACUCGAGAAAAAACAAAAUUAUUGUUGAUGCGAGAAUUUCCAAGAUAUCGUCUUUAUUUCAUCUGUAUGUGUUCUAUCGGUGGGUACAUACUUUUCAUGGGAGCGAAGUUUAUGAGCGAAGAUUACUUUAAAACAUUCGUUCGUAUUUAUCAUUCGAAUUUGAGCAUUGCAAUUUUUUCUUCAUUCACUGCAUAUGCUUCUUGCUUGUAGAACAACGCGCUUAUGAUUAUUAUCACCAAAGAAUUUCAUUUUGCAUUUAUGUAAAAGUAUCUUAUCAGCCAUGACAUUUAAUUUAUAAAAACAAAAAAAAAUCCAAAUAUUGCUUGUUGAGACGUGUGAUUGAAUAUUUCUAAUCGAAUAUUAUUUUUUUAACAUUAUUCGUUGAUACAUUCUUUUCAUUUUUCCUACAAAAGAAAUUAUAUUUAUGUUAACCAUUGGCGUUGUAUUUGAUAUUUACAAAUAAGAAGCGAGGGUAAUAAAUGUUUGUAGUUAUCGUAUUUAAUCAAACACCAACGUUUUUUAAUUGAAGCUUUCGCUUAAGGGUUUCGAUAUAUGCAAUGUAUGUAGGUGUACAAAAGAGAUAAGAAAUAGUUAUAUAUACAAGGUGUCCCAUGAAACUGGCCCAAGGUAUAUUCCUGAAAUGGUACAAGACAGAAAAAAAUGUCAUUAGAUAAAAUUAAAUAGUGUCGUAUGGAUCAUCGCGUAAUGCAUGUGUCGGCUCCAUUCGAUGCCAUUUAAUUUUGUCUUGGCCCAGUUACAUUGGACACUCGGUAUACAAUUAUUUAUAAAUAUAAAUAUAUGAUUAUAAUAUAUUAUGAUAUAAAUUAGCGUUCAUACGAAUGCUGCGAGCACAGUGUAAUUUUUCAUGCAUUUCUUGUAACGACUGAUUUCAAAAAUUCGAUCGACACUCUGCCUGCAGCAUAGUCGAUCAACGAUUAAUAUGAUUAAUAAAAAGAAAGAGAGAAAAAAAAAAGAAAGAAAUAUGUACUGCAAUAUAAAACUGCAACUUGCGAGAAAGUUUCAGUUGAAGGGCACAAGCAGAAUGCACAAUCUCAAAUUAUUCCAUUGUUGAGUAACACAGUGUUAUAAUAAACAUUAUAUUCUAUU
Osmia lignaria (orchard mason bee) is the source of this 1952-nucleotide messenger RNA. RefSeq lists its product as uncharacterized. Lineage: Eukaryota; Metazoa; Arthropoda; Insecta; Hymenoptera; Megachilidae. Gene Ontology annotation, cellular component: trans-Golgi network. The record is from RefSeq and is a predicted model, not a curated record.